CGACUGUUAGGAAAGACUAUGGAGUGAGCUCCCUGUUCUCAGGAACCACUUGGCUGUGUAUCACCUAAGCACACUCCACGUUCUGAAUCCCCUGGGCCAUCCUGUCCUGCGGAAGCCCCUCCGAUCUUGCUGAGGUAAACUGGCCUCUUUCUCCUCAGGAACCACAUUUCUCUAGUAUGCUGCCUUCCGGGGGACCCGACAGAGAGGGGCAGGUUCUGGAGGGCCCGCGAAGGUGGCCCCAGUGUCCUGCCAUCACCGUGGCAGGCGUGCGCCCCGCUGAGGGGGAGGGCGGGCUCGCGCCCCGUUGGCCACCACGCGGCGGGAACUCGAGGCCUCAUUGGCCGCACCGGAGGGCGUGCGGGGACUCGUGCGCCAACGGUCCGGGCCUCGGCGGCCGGGCGCUGGCAGGAGGGGGCAGGGCGCAGCGAAGGCCCGGGGGAUCGAGAACGGUGGGAGAGCCAGGCUCGGCGGGGCGAGGCCCAGGGCCGGGGCGGGCGAUGGAGGAGGCGCUGCUGUCCACCCCCAUCAACCCCAACAACUUCCCCGCCAAGCUGUGGCGGCUGGUGAACAGCCCUCGGUACCGCUCCAUCCGCUGGGACGGCCGUGGCGAGGGGCUGCUCAUUGACCAGCCGCUCUUCGAGGCCGAGCUGCUUAGCCCGCCGGGCCCGGGGGCCGGGGGCGCGGGAGGAGCCGGGAGCAGCGGCGGGGGUGGCGGCAGCGGCGUCGGGGCGGCCGGGGCCGAGCCCGAGCUCUUCAAAACCACCAACUUCACCAGCUUCAUCCGCCAGCUCAACCUCUACGGCUUCCGCAAGGUGGUGCUGGGUGGGCCGGGGGCGGCGGGGCCCGGGCCAGGGCCUGGGGCUGGCGGGCCGGCGGGCGACGGGCCACUCCACCACUUCCACAGCCCGCACUUCCGUCGCGACCAGCCUCAACUGCUCGUUCACCUCAAGAGGCUCACCAGCGCCAACAAGGCCAAGCUGGCGGCCGGACUGGAGGUGCCCUGCCGCCCGCCCAACCGCUUCCAGCGGCUCCUCAUCACGUCAGCAUCCGCUUCUGCCUCAGCAUCCACCUCCCCGUUGCAGCAUCAGGACCCGCCGCCCCAGCCCGCAGGGCCCCGGCCAGAGCAGCAUGGACCAGUGGCUGUAGGACAAUUCCACCGGUCAUUCCGGCGAGAUAAUUUGUCUCCUUACUCCUACGUAUCAACUUCUUCCCACAACCACAGCACUUUCCCUCUGAAAGGUUUAGAUCGAACCCCGAUUCCUCCUAGAACAUGGCAGAACUCCCUUGGAAUGCACCCUGGACAAGUGGAGACAUCUCCCACUUUUUCAGAAAAAGGGGUUCCAUUUCCUGUACUGCAGAGAUUUCCAACUGAGGUUACUUAUACGCUGCAGCCCAGCGCCACAUCUGUACACGUUCAACAAGGUCCUCAAACAAUGGUCAGCUCCUCCCAAAAAUAUAGCAACUACACACCCUCGGCGCAGUACUCCCAAGCCUACUAUCCAACAGCUGUGCUACAGUGCUGUUCUCCUUCCACGCACAUGGAUGCCCUAAGUAGCUGUGUCACUCCUACUGCCUCUUCCUAUGCACACUGUAACUACUUCCAGAAUCCUCCAAUGCAAUCUUCCUAUCCAGUUGAAUUUCUGCCUUCUAAUUGGCCUUGCAGUGCUACUGAUGAAAAUAAAAAGACAGAAGUAAAUCUAGAGGCUGUCUUUCAAAUAGUAGAUGAGUUGCAUUCCUCCCCUAAAUUGGAGAUGGUAAAGGUGGAGCCUGUUGAGAAUCAGUGUCCAUCAUCUCAGUCUAACAGAGGCCAACAUAUCUUACCUAACUCAAACAACAGCAAUCCAUCUUCCACAAGUCAGGCUAGCCAACUGGAGCCACUUACUCCUGUAGGCUCAGAUAUUACGUCUUUUGUGGUUGGAACAGAACAAGCAAUUACCUGCUCUCUACCACAGUCACCUGAGUACAUCUAUACCAUCCACACAGCUCAACCUUUGGAAAAUAGCACAAUGCAGGAAUCUGCAACCAUCCAGCAAACUCAUGUCAAACUGAAGGAGCAGCUAAAUCAUAAUCCAUCUCCAUCUUCAGUAGUAUUUGUGCAGGAAGGGCUACCGUUCAGCACACAACAGGUGGAUAGCAGUAUAAAAUGCCAGACCAAUCCACAGGAGAAUAUCUUGCCUUCAGAACAAAUGGGAUUCCUUAUUUCAGAAAUGGGGCCUGCUAGCAAGCCUAGUAAAGACACAGGCUUAUCCACUCCAGCCAGAUACAGAGAGCGGAGAAGCAACUCACGAGGAAAGUCCCCUGAUCUUCAUCUGCUGGUGGACGUGGCCUGCAAGCAGGAGCAUUUUCCAAAGGAGGAAGAAUUAAAAGAAUUCCUUUCAAAUGAAAAGUCCUGGCCUUCAAGAAGCAUCUAAAAUCUGCUGUGUGGAUGGCACUGGAGCGGUGUGUGUGCUGAUUUAGGAUGCCAUUUUGAACUGUAGUCAGCACAAUGUCGUCUGUCUCAAGUCACAGUGUGAUCCUUUAGGGAAGAUGGUGUCAUAAACAAAGACAUGUGAGGUCACCAAUAUCACAAGUCCAAGCGGGUCAGGAACUCCAGGGAGGAAGUUCUGGAAAAGUGUCAUGUUCUAAGCGGUUAAUGAAGAACUUCUCUUGUUUCUGAACCCCAUGUCCUGUUUCAGGAGCAAGGCACCGGACUUGGCGUGUCCAUCACACUGACAGCCUCUUGUUCUUUAAUAUUCAUGGGAGCGUUUUUUCCAUUUUCAUGUCUUUCCUUAAUUUGAAUGAUAAAUUAUCAUAAAUAGUAAGAAAAUUUUGUUAAUAUCACUUACAUAAAUGUCUUCUAAAGAAAAAUAUUUAAUUUGUUAAUUAUAUUUAUAAAUGCUGAUAGAUUUAAAAAUUUUAAAGCUUUGUAUUUUUUAUUAACAUUGCAGAAUAGAAGGAUUAAAGGGUACAUGUGUAAUUUUGUUUUUGAAGGGUAAAUGUACAAUAUGUGAACAAAAACACUGAGGUUUAACACAGUGUUUUCAUGUUUUAGAUUUUUACAUUCAGCAAUUAUAAAUUCUUAUCUAUAGAAGGUAUUGUGUGCAAAUUUGGGGGGAAAUUGUUUCAUUGUCAUUUACCAGAAACUAUGCUUUAAUUUUUAAGAAGCAGUUUAUAUUUGAAAUAUUAAAUGGCUUAAGUUUCUGAGACUUUUGGAUAGUGGGAUAGACUGUCACCAUUUUUUUCUUCCCCCCUGUAGGACCAUACAUUUGAGUAGUAGGAUUGUGGGACUGUUUUAAAGGAGAGGAGGGACAUUUUGGAUGUCCAGUUUCUGUAGUUGAUCCAUGUCUACCAAAUGACAGCAAGAACUUUUCUGAUUUGAGGUAUUUUGACUAGAACUUUGUUGUCGGAUCUGCCUCAGUUUUCCCAAUAAGCUGCAGAAACAAAAGGAAAGCCUGUGAAUUUAAAGCUAAUGAACAAGAAGCAGCGCUUAAUAGUGGCAUAGGCACUGUGUUUGCCAUUGUGGGUUUGCAGUCCAUUUCUUGCUUUGCACUGUGCCUUUGCAAUGUUAUCAGACCUGGAUGCAUUACAGAGCUCUAGCUGUUUUGGAAAGGGUAAGCUCUGUAUUGUUCUACAGCAACUCAGUUUACAUUGAAAGUAGGUUUUGAUCCAUCUAACUAGACUAGCUGGUGCUCAUUUUUUGGGCACUUAUUCAUCCUUAUUAGUAAGGCUUGAAAGAUGAACUGAUUAUCAAGCGAUCCACAUCUCAUAUCCAUGCCAAAUAUCUUGGCAAAGUAUGUGAAAAGGAGACCAGUUUCCUAAUGUAGGAACUUUGCCUUUCUCUGUCACAUUGAAGAGCUGGUAAGCUGUGUAGGUGAUAUUUCCUCCCCUCAAAAUGCCUUUCUUAGCCUUAUGUGUAUUAAAAGAGAUAAUACCUUAUGAGGAACACGUGUCAAGCAGGAACCUUGGCACAGACAUGGUUUCAGUGGUUUUAAGGCUUGAUCAAUGAAAUGCCUUGAUCAGCUUUCCAAACAUUUUUAUAUAUGAAUACACCAGACAAAGGAGCUGGAUCUCCUGCUCUACUCACAUGCCUGGAACCCAUCUCCUAAAGCUAUCAUCAGUGACUUGUGCAAAUGGCAGCAGUAAAGUGAAAUCUGCACGUGAAUUAGCCAGCAGAGCCUGACACAUAACUAAGAAAGUUCCCGUCUAGCACCCCAGUAAUUCAGCACCUUAAGCACCAAUCAGUUUCAAUCCGUCAACAAUAAAGUGAAUAUUCCAACUA
Mesocricetus auratus (golden hamster) is the source of this 4258-nucleotide messenger RNA. It is a transcript of the gene Hsf5, whose product is annotated as heat shock transcription factor 5. Gene Ontology annotation, biological process: regulation of DNA-templated transcription. The record is from RefSeq and is a predicted model, not a curated record. Gene Ontology annotation, molecular function: DNA-binding transcription factor activity; sequence-specific DNA binding. Lineage: Eukaryota; Metazoa; Chordata; Mammalia; Rodentia; Cricetidae. The transcript has 7 exons. Bases 177 to 2411 code for a protein of 744 amino acids.